AUGAAUAACGUCGGAAAUUCAAUUAAUUCUCGAAACUCAUUCAAAGAACAAAUCAUCAAACAAGACUAUCACAAUUCAUAUAAACAUUUAGAGUAUGGUAAUGUGCUAAAUAUGAUGGCAAAACCAUUUUUCACCACUCGGCCAACAAACACGUUCGAAGGCCUUUCUCUUUCGAAUUUUUCACAAAUUCCUUCCUAUCAAGCAUGGUCUGACGCUAUCAAAAAUCAAAUUCUUGAAGAUAUUAUUCAAAGAGAUUGGACAUUUUCAUGUUUGAAUAUCUUUCGAGAAGAGCCAUCAUCAAAAAAUUCAUCCUAUCAUUCGAACAAUGAAUCACUUUAUGAAAAAUUAGCCCAAAGUUUGGAUAUAUUUAUUGUAAAUUAUGGAAGUAUUUUGUUUCACACUUUUAAUCAACUAGAGGAAAGCCAAGUAAUGAUUCAGAGACCAAUAUCCCAGAAUGGUGAAUUUGAGUGGCAAUGGAUACGAGUUUGGAUGGGAUUAUUGUUUGAGGUCGUUGGAGACUCUCGCUUGUUGUUUGACGAAGAUGAUGUACACGUACAAGUUUUAAAUCACCAACUUGACUUUAUGGAAGAGAAGUUUAUUCAAAAGUUUUUGAAACAAUUUAAACCAAAACCUGUGUUUCAUUUUCAUUUUGUUCCAAAAUUUGAAAAGUGGUAUUUAUUGGGACGAAGAUGGAAAAUUGAUGAUGUUCCAUCGUUACAACAUUCAGAAAUGAGUACGCUAGUACCAACUCGGACUACAUUGAAGAUCAUGUCGUACAACAUUCAUAAUUAUGAGGGAAAUUGGAAAUUGAGAUUAUUCAAAAUUCUUAAAACCAUUCGAAGGCAAAAUCCUGACGUUCUUUGUUUCCAAGAAGUACGUCUUGAUGAAUCUAAGGAUGAUUCCAACCUGAGUGAUGUUUUCUCAACACAUGUUUUACAAGAUCAUCAUCAAAUUAGCCAUCUAAAAAAAGCUCUCACUCAAUUGAGAUAUAUUCAUUAUAUUCACAGACCUGCCAUGUCUUAUUAUUCUCCCUACUCAACGAUGAGUAGUUUCCCCCCAAUGAUGCAGGAAGAAGGACUUGCAAUUUUUUCUAAAUAUCCAAUGGUGGAGACAGAUCACAAGUUACUUUAUCGAGACUUGUCAGAUCCUUCCACACAUCAAAGAAUUUCAUUAAGAAGUCGAAUUUUAAUUCCCUUUCUCAGAGAGGAGAUGACAUCUGAUUUUAUAACGGUGGACAUUUUCAAUACUCAUCUUUCAUUAAAAGAGCAUGAAAGAAAUCAAAAUGUUUUGGAUAUUACAAAUUUUGCUAAUCAAGUUUUAGAUCACGAGUCUUCACUUUUCCAACCCUCUUUUCAAGUGGUUUGUGGAGAUUUUAAUUUGGAACCACACGAACAUGCGUACUCUCUUUUAAAAACGAGUGGAAAUUGGAGAGAUUCUUUCGAAGAAGCGAGAAGUGCAUUUCUCGUUAACGCCACCACUGAUGACCUUGAAACAUUGAAAGACUUUGACUCUCAUCACACGCUCACCUUCAGUACAGAUGGUACCUUUAAAAAGAGAAUUGAUUACAUCAUGUAUCGUCUUUUAACAGAAAGCCAGAUUGACCAUUAUUACUCUUCCAAUCAUUUGCGAGUACGAGUGCAGUCCUACCAAUUGGAUGGAAGGGCUUCAGAAUAUCAUCAUGAGAGUAGUUCGACGAACCAUUAUAAGGCACCAAGCGAUCAUCAUGCAGUCAUUGUCGAGUUCAUGAUUGAAAAGGUGUAA
Molecule: messenger RNA, 1761 nt
Organism: Naegleria fowleri
Lineage: Eukaryota; Heterolobosea; Eutetramitea; Acrasida; Naegleriidae
Exons: 2
Coding region: 1-1761 (586 amino acids)
Biological process (GO): GPI anchor biosynthetic process
Cellular component (GO): endoplasmic reticulum
Molecular function (GO): catalytic activity
Source: RefSeq, a predicted model, not a curated record